Molecule: messenger RNA, 1431 nt
Organism: Copidosoma floridanum
Lineage: Eukaryota; Metazoa; Arthropoda; Insecta; Hymenoptera; Encyrtidae
Product: putative ankyrin repeat protein RF_0381
Source: RefSeq, a predicted model, not a curated record
AUGUGUUAUGCCAACUGGUGGACUGCUUUUUCAAAACACAUUUUGACUGAUAAUAUCGAGAACAUUAAGAGUGAAUUACAAAAAGUAUCAGUAGUAGACACGCAUGACAGAAAUGGAAAUAACUUACUACAUUACAUUGCAACAUCAAAUCAUACAAACAUUGCAGAAUAUUUAAUAACAUUAGGUUGUAAUAUAAAUCACAAGAAUAAUGCAGGUGACCCACCACUUUUACAUGCAAUUGCAAACAAUCAGAUAAAUAUGGUGGAAUUAUUUUUGAAGAAAGAAGCCAUCAUAUCCAGUAGUUAUUACCAAAAUGAAAAAGGUCCGCUACAUGUGGCUGCAUCACUUGGAUUUUACGAUCUAUAUAAAAUGUUACUAAUAGCAGGAUGUGAUACGAAAUCUGAUGAAAAUGGUACUUCUCUCCUGCACUAUGCAUCUAUUAGUAAUUCAGGUUUUGAUAGAGUUGAAUUAACUAAGACCUUAAUUGAAAAUGGUUUUGAUGUUAACGCAAAGUGCAACGAUGGAAGCACACCACUUCACUUUGUCAGUGCAUAUGGAAGUAUCAGAUAUGGUUCCAACGCCAUUAUUGAUUUGCUACUGAAGGCGGGUGCAGAUCUUGAAGCAAAAGUUACAAAUGGAUCAACGCCGCUCUUUUGGGCGGUAAUACAUGGUAAAUUAGAGACGGUACAGCAAUUAAUAAGAGCUGGAGCUAACUUGCAUGAAAUCGAUCCCAAAGGAAAAUCCUGUUUACAUUACGCUGUUCAGAAUCUCCAUCCCAAAGUUGUUAAAUUACUUCUAGAUAAUGGCGCUUCUGUGAACGCCUUAGAUGCUGACAGUAUUAACAACCAAGUCAAGUGUAUCGAUCUGCUUACAGAAUACGGUGCAGAUAUUGAUUCUGCUUGUGUCAUCAAAAAAUUAUCUACGCCCAUUUUACCCAUCUAUGCAGCUUUGUUGCUUAACCAUUAUAAAGUUGUACGCCUACUAUUAAACAGUGGAGCUACUUUUGACUUUGAACAUCAAUACGGUCGAAUGGCACUUAAAAGAUUCGGCAGUCAACAUUCAAAAUCUAUACUUGAAUUAAUAAAAUUUACUGCCAAAUGUGAAGUGCAGAAUCGAGGUUGUGGCCCAAAGAAUUUUCAGCCAGAACUAAUAAAAAAAAAUCUGCAGACUUAUUACUCUCGUUGUAAAGAUGAGUUGAGACUUAUGAGAACAACAUACGUACAUCAUAGACUUUCGUAUUUACAAAUAUUAUUUCGAUCUAAUCUUGAAUCUUAUGUGCACAAUGAUGCUAUAAAAAGGGUAAUCAGUUCAACCAAUACUCAAAAGCUCCUACCCAUUUAUUAUGAAUUAUUAAAUGAUAACAUUAGUGAAGAAUUAGACAGGUUAGAGCUUGUGGAAGAAACUUUGCAAAAUAUAAUGCAGUUACCUUGA